AUGUCCUUAAGGAACGUUUAUGGAAGAUCUUCUAGGCGUCAUGGAAGUGCUAGACUACAAUCAGCGGUUGAGUUUUCACCAACAAAGAAGAAUAACCUGGGAUCCCAAACAGGUUCACCUUCACCAUCUGAUAGUUUGGAAAGUGAAAAUAUUCCAUUAACAUCUCCAUUGGGAUCUCCAAAAGUGCUGAAAAGUAAUGGGAAAUUAGCUAAAGAGGAUGAAGAUUUUGAUUAUGGUGUAUUUGAUUUACAAGAAGAUGAUUACUCUGUCCCACCACCAAAGAAAAUUAAUAAAGCAAGAACUAAACCUAUAAAGUCGCUGAAGAAACAUGGAGGAAUUGAGAGAAAUUCAAGACCCAAUAGCCAGAGAGAGGAAACUCCUGGAUCACAACUGAGUAAUUUCUUUGUUGAAUCAUCUGUGAAACCUUCAUGGUCACCAUCUAGAUCAGUUACAAGUUCCCCUGUUGCAAAAGAUAAAUCUUCUAAAAGGGGGAAUUCAAUGGUUAAAACUGAGCUUACUUACAUUAAGAGAGAAUUAAAGAGCCCCAAAAAACCAGUCAAAGUGGCUGCUCCUGUUCCUACUGGUGAAACAAACGCAAAUGAUACAUGGGAUUUUCUUUCAGAAUUAGGUGAAGAUGAAGGACCAAAGAAGAAAACUAUGAAAUUAGAUCUUGAAGGCCGUGAACAGUCAGAAUCACUCGAAUCAAAAUCAAGUGAAUAUUCUUUACCUGAAAAUAAUAAUAGAAUACUUGAAUCUUUGAGUUUUGAACAACAAGAAACACAACGUGAUACACAAGAAGACAAUGAACAAAUCUUACCUGCUUUAGAUACCCAAAAUUCAACAUCAUCUAGUCAAAGUACCAAUUCAAUGAAAUUACACAAGUCCAUUAGAGGUUAUGGCUUACAAAGAAGUUUCCUAUUGGAUAGCCAAAAUGGACAUAAAGAUGAUGAUUUAGAUGAAGAACAAGAUAUUACAAUUACGUCUGAGUUUGAUCCUGACAAAUCACAAGGUCUACAUUCUGUCAAUAAUUUACGAGCACAAGGUGAAAAUGCACAAUAUAUAGAUGAAUUGAAUUUCAUUAUGGAAGGGAUAGACUCAAAAACCUCAACAUCUUCAUUAAUUGAGCUUGCUAUACGGCUUUUUGAUAAUUCUUUUGCACAGUUUGUUAAAAAUCACGGUUUAAAUAAUUUACAUGAUUUUAUAGAUCUUGAUAACCAACUACAACUACUUAUAUUUGGUUUCAUAGUUUGCAAAAUAACGGAAGAUGGUAAUGGUAAAGUUCAAUUUGAUUCAAAACUUGUGAAAGUUGUAAAUAAACUCUUGGAGAAUCCAUCAAAUAUAGAUUUGAGGAGGGAAACUCGAAUUACAAGAUCUGCAUUUGAAGACUUGAAAACUCGUUGGACUAAUGAUUACAGCUCAAGAUUCUUUGCAUUAACAUUACUUAUACAAAACAAUUUAUUUAUUAACGAUGAAUUACUCCCCAAUAUUAUCAAUACAUUCCAAGAUCUCUCAAAUGAUUCAUCAAAAAAUUACAAAAUGAUAAACAUGACAUUAAUAUUACUAGAAAGAUAUUUAAGCUUACAAGAUGAAGUUGAUGAAAUAUUCAGUGAUCUUAUUGAUAAUCUUUUUUAUCUAAACGAUCACAAUAACCAUUGUAAAGUUCCAUCAUUGAAACUUUUGAUUGUUUUAUCUGCAAAAAAUUUCCAACCAGUUUUCAAGAAAGACUUAGUUAAUAAAUCAAUUUCAAGUUGUGCUGAAAAUCAUAAUACACCAGUUGGAUUAUUAGAAUUAGGUUUAUUAAUAAAUCUAGCUGAAGAGGAAGUAUGUGCAUUAAAAUUGAUUGAUAGAUGGAACAUUAAAAAGUUAUAUAAACUAUACAAUCAAGUGGAAGAUGAACACAAACAUUACUAUUCUUUAUUAGUUGGUAUUUUAAUCACAAAAUUCCCAAUUCAAAUGAAGAAAGUAUUUGAUGAAGAUGAAAUAAUUGAUCUUAAACAUCAAUUAGAAGCAUUUUUGGACAAAGGCAAUAAACUUAUCAACUUACAGGUUCAAGAGAUUCUUUCUAAGCUGAAUGAAAUAUGA
This is a messenger RNA of Hansenula ciferrii, 2082 nucleotides long. RefSeq lists its product as uncharacterized. The record is from RefSeq and is a predicted model, not a curated record. The transcript has a single exon. NCBI's taxonomy places the organism in Eukaryota, Fungi, Ascomycota, Saccharomycetes, Phaffomycetales, Wickerhamomycetaceae. Bases 1 to 2082 code for a protein of 693 amino acids.